Molecule: messenger RNA, 3436 nt
Organism: Phyllopteryx taeniolatus (common seadragon)
Lineage: Eukaryota; Metazoa; Chordata; Actinopteri; Syngnathiformes; Syngnathidae
Gene: tlcd2
Product: TLC domain containing 2
Exons: 4
Coding region: 415-1140 (241 amino acids)
Biological process (GO): phospholipid homeostasis; plasma membrane organization; membrane assembly
Cellular component (GO): plasma membrane
Source: RefSeq, a predicted model, not a curated record
GAGAAGCAGUCUGUUUGGUUUCGUUCGGUGUCAAAAAGUUACACAAGCAAGGGCGAGAUUUUACAACAGGGGCUGUUUCACAACUGUGGACAAGUCGCCACGCCUUUGCUGUCCUUCCAUCUCUACCGGGGGAGUUCGCCUGAGAACAGGAAGCUUUACACCUCCGAGUCCACGCGCGCCGUGUACCCUCCUGGCGUCAGUUCAACACGUUUUCCGCUUCUGGAUUGAAAGAGCAACCGAUCAAAACAAACAAGCGCCUUUUUUUGGGGGUGGGGGUCGGGGGGGGGGGGGGGGGGGGGUUUGGGGGUGCUUUCAUGGGCAUUUGAUUUUGUGGAGCUUCUGUAACAAAACAAACAGGUAGGCAUCACAUUGGCCGUCAACCCUUCGUUCACCAACUAAGAGGGUUUCGGGGCCAUGGAGCUGAGCUCGGUCCUUCUCACCACCGGGGGAUCCUACGGAUUCUUCCGAUUUAUCAACACCGGAGUGGACAGACUACCUGUGCCGGAAGCUGCCCGCAGGAACACGUUUAAAUGGAGAAACAUCUCCACGUCCUUCGUGCACAGCCUCGUCACCGCGAUAUGGGCAGUGCUUUGCUUUUUCCUGCAACCAGAGAUGGCCGAAGAUUUGAUAGAGACACAUUCAGUGUUUUCUCAUGCACUGGUGUCUUUUUCAAUUGGUUACUUCAUCUAUGACCUCUUUGACAUGGUGACGUACCAGAAGUUAAGUCAGUUCUGGGAGCUUGCCUUGCACCAUAUUGUAGUGAUCACCUGUUUUGGCCUGUCUGUGCUAUUGUACCGCUACGUGGGUUUCGCCGUGGUAGCCCUGUUGGUGGAGAUCAACUCUGUAUUCCUCCACCUCAGGCAGAUCCUGCGCAUGGCCAACCAGGCCGCCAGCACCGUCUACCGGGUCAACAGCAUGAUCAACCUGGGGACCUACGUGGUGUUCCGCAUCAACACCCUGGCCUGGAUGACCCGCUGGCUGGUGCUCAACAGAGACAAGGUGCCCCUCUUGGCCUACACUCUGGGCAGCGUGGGCCUGGCCAUCAUGACAGUCAUGAACAUCAUCCUGUUUUACCGGCUGCUCAGGAGUGACUUCCUGAAGAGCAGCACUCGGGAGGCCAAGAAAGACAAGGAAACAUAAGAGAGAAUUCAUUUUGGCACCAUGUUAGAUUUGGUACGUUUAUUUCCGCUUUUGUUGUUGAUUGGCCUCACUGACAGCUGCAUUUCUCUUCUCCUUUUCAUACUAACGCUACACUAUUGCAUCACUACACAGGCUGACUGGGUGUUCCAAAAUGUAGCUUAUGGUGAGUGAAGCUCACAAGCAUCUCCAUAGCAACACUUCAUGGCGUUAAUGUAUAUCAUCGUAUAUGUAACGUAUGGCUUUGGGUUCCAUCACCACUGAAUGAAUUAAUCAAUCAAAUCUAAACUUUAUUUAAACUAGUCAUGCAUUUUUGUGAGAUUAACUUCAAGCCACUUACUACCUCAGAAAGCUUUCAACACAUUUGCCUCUGUCAGAAAGACCAUUGUUAAUCAUUGUCAAAUGUGGCACAACCAAUCCACAUAUUAAGGGUGAUCUUCCCAUGUGUUAAUAUAUUUGGCCCAUGCACAGUAACUGAAAAAAAUAUGAGUAGUGUUAUUACCAGUAAAGAUCUCAAAUGAGCUACAUAAACUGCCCCUUUGUAUAUCCAAAUGUUCAAAUCAAGCAGCCAAGUGUCACCACUUUUGUGAGCUCACAAGAAACCUGUGAAAUAGUCUAAACUAAGCAUUUCUGGAUGUAUUUUGCUGUGUUGCUGCAGUUAUCAGCCUUAUGGGAACUGUUAUUCUUAUAAUGGCCUUUAGAGGACAGUACACUCGGUAAUUACCUCAGUGAUUUCGGAGACAGAUGUUAUGCCCCCCCGCCCACACACACACACACACACACACUUUCAAACAGUUCCCAGAUGUCUCAAUAAAAGGUCUGUCCGAUUCUGUCAUUAAACUACACAAAGGAUAAAGAAUUAUAGGCAGCACACACAAUAAUGAUCAAUGUCACAUUGAUCAUUUGAAUACAAAUUCAAAUAUUUGAAUACAAACAAUAAAAUAAAAUUCGAAUUUGUAUAUGUCCGCUUUAAUGAGGCAGGAAGAGAGGUUUCUUAAUUGUGUGGAGACCUGCGCUAUUAUCUCUUUUAAUGAGUGAUCGAUGCCUGGUUGUGAGGUUAAUGUUGGAAUAAAAACAUCUGAGAGCUAUGAAUACGGUGACCAAGCUCUGGAGCGAAUAGUGAAAAUCUGUCAAUAAUUACCCCGAACAAGGUAUGCAAUUGUGUGUACAUGCCACAAGAUGGCAGCAAAGCACUUAAAACAGGAUCAUAAAGCAUCAACAGCAUGCUUCUCGAUGGUACACAAUCAUGAACUCAUGUUACAUGUUACAACUUUCAGUAUUUAAAUUAUUCAACACAAAACACCUUCACAUUUGACUCAUCAAUAGUGUUAGUUAGCAUCCAGCUGUCCAUUUUCUACCGCUUAUCCGAGAUUGGGUCGCAGGUGCUGCAGUUUAAGCAUCAGGAGAAAAGCAGAAACACUUUUGACUCACUUUUGACUGUGCACGUGGUGCAUUUAUGGACCGCCAACAAAACGACAUCUCAAAUGCAGUCAAAAAACGCAUCAAUGAAUUAAAUCUAACAACAACAACAACACCAUUCUACCAUCAGAUGGCGCUAUAGUAAUAAGCUAAUUGCUUUGACUUGAGCACAAAAACAGCAAGUAGUUGAGAUUUUCAGCAAAUGGAGGAUCUAGGUUCCACCAAAAAGUGGUCGAAUUCACGAAUAUAUGGGAGUUCACUGUACUGCAAACAGUCUAACACACAUAGGUGCGCACAGUCUUUGACACAUCACAGUUUAUUUGUGUUUAUAUUUUUUUGUCAAUUUUUAUUUUGGGGGUUAAUUGUGAAUAUUUGUAAUUGAUUUGUCCUGAAAGAAGUGUUCCGUUAAAGAUGAAAAUGAACAUUUUUUUAAAUGAAAUCUGUUAUUAACGGAGUCCACUGGACUACAAAACAGAUUCUGCUCUGGACUUUCAGUUGUCCACCCAAACUUCUUCCCGGCCGAACGCAUACCAUCAGUUCAAAUCAGAAAGUGGAAGUGCUGUUCAGUCUUUAUCCCAGCAGCCUUAUAAAGAUCUGUAAUACUGUUAUGUCAUUUGCAGGACCUCUUUAGACCAGUGCAAUGUAACUUUUUUUUUUUUUUUUUUUUUUUUUGCAACUGGACGUGUGUCUGUGAAUGUGAUUACACACUUGUGAGAAUCUCAUGAAUUACAAAGCACAAGAUACCUGAGAGAAAACAACCUCAGUUUAGUGUCAAUAUCACUUAUAUCUUCUGGCACACAUUAUUUUCUACAUCACACUCCAAUUUAUAUGUUUAUAAAAUAACAUUAUUUCAUGUUAUAAUAAAGAUAAUCAUUCUAGA